AUGAAUUUUUUACAUUUUAUUCAUCUAAUUCUUUCGUUAAUUUGUUUUAUUUUAAUCUUCUCCACAAAUAUUGUUUCAUCGAAAUCAUGUUUAUUAUCUAAUACUUCUUAUGCACUUUGUUCAGUUUCUGAUAAACAUCCUCCAUUAAUUAAAUCAGAACUAUUUUUUAAACAUGACUUCAAUAGUAAAUGUCAUGAUCUUGCAGAAGAAAUUCUUAAUAAGUCUUGUCAUGAAUCACAUAAGCCCACACCACCGACUAGUCUGGAAAAAUAUGGUUAUGGAUUUUUAGCUGUUUUUACUGUAUCUGCGUUGCCACUUGCUGGCUUAUUAGCUUUUCCUAUGUUAUAUAAAGUCUCAUUUCAAUAUGUACUUACGCUAUUUACUGCUCUUGCUGUUGGAACACUUUUUGGUGAUACAAUGUUUCAUUUAAUUCCUCUUGCUCUUGAUCUUCACGGUGGUCACGGUCAUCAUGAUCAUCACGAUGAUCAUGGUCAUACAUCAUUUUCAGUACCUAAAUAUGUAUGGAAAAUGUUAACAAGUGUAUUAAUUCUUUAUAGUUUUUAUCUCUUGGAAGUUCUUCUUCAUUCAUUUGCUCAUUAUAAACAUAAAAAUGCUAAUUCUGUUCAUUUUCAUGCACAUGGUCAUAGUCAUGCAAUACCUCAUCAUAAUCAUUCUCAUCCAGAUGGAGAAGUUUGUGAACAUACACCACUUGAUAUUGAUGCUGAUUUAGAACAUAGUCAUCGUUUACAUAAUCAUAUGCAUCAUAAUUUACAUCAACAUGUAUCAAAUGAAAUCAGUACAGGAUCAUCAUUAUCAACUGCCAAUCAAACUUUUCAUAAUAAUAGUACUAAUAAAAAUGUAACAUGUGUUCCAUGUGCUUAUUCAAAUGAUGUUCGACCAACAACAUCAUUAUUAAAACAUGAUUCAAAAGGAAAUUUAAAGGAUAGCGAUGAUCAUACACCAGUAACUGUUGUUGUUAAAAGUUCACAAGACACAACUGAUUUAAAAAAUACAAAUCCAGUUAUUCAAAAAAUAAAAACAAUUAAAUCAACUGGUUGGAUGGUAUUGAUUGGAGAUGGAAUUCAUAAUUUUGCAGAUGGUCUUGCAAUUGGUGCAGCAUUUAGUCAAGAUCUUAUUCUAGGAAUGACAACGACAUUAGCUAUUGCUUUUCAUGAAUUACCUCAUGAAUUAGGAGAUUAUGCUGUAUUAAUUCAAUCUGGUUUUACACAUUAUCGAGCUGUUUUAUGGAAUUUUCUUUCAGCUACAACAGCUAUUAUAGGAUUUUUUAUUGGUGCAGGAUUAUCAAGUAAUGAUGAUAUUCGUCAAUGGAUAUUUGCAGUUACUAUUGGCAUGUUUCUUUACAUAGCACUUGUUGAUUUGCUGCCUACUUUGUUAGCUGAUGGACAAGUUGAGUUUAAACGUUUCAUAGUUGUUAAUAUUGGCUUUUUACUUGGUAUUGCCAUUAUGUUUUUAUUAGCGUUAUUUGAAGAUAGUAUAAUUCGUUCAUCAAGAUAG
Adineta steineri is the source of this 1515-nucleotide messenger RNA. Lineage: Eukaryota; Metazoa; Rotifera; Eurotatoria; Adinetida; Adinetidae. The record is from the annotation of a GenBank genome assembly.